Messenger RNA from Aspergillus oryzae RIB40, 912 nucleotides. Its product is annotated as alpha/beta hydrolase. The coding region runs from base 1 to 912 and encodes 303 amino acids. The record is from RefSeq and is a predicted model, not a curated record. Lineage: Eukaryota; Fungi; Ascomycota; Eurotiomycetes; Eurotiales; Aspergillaceae. The transcript has 2 exons.
AUGCCCCUUAUUGUCUGCAUACAUGGAGCAAGCUAUGACUCGAAGUAUUUCGAUAUCGACUUUCAGCAUUCCAUAUUCACGCUCGGAGAGACUCUUCAGAUACCCGUCGUUGCGUUCGAUAGACCAGGAUACGGUGGUAGCACGGCCUACCCGGAUCCAAAAGUCAAGAAUGAAGACCUCGAAAGACGGGGCACUACAUUCGUUCAGGAACAAGGGAAAUACCUCAACUCAACUGUUCUACCAGCAGUGUGGAAAGAGUUUGGGUCUGGUGCAUCCAGUAUGGUAGUAUUGGCACAUUCGAUAGGGGGGAUGAUAGCCAUCGUGGCCGCUGCAGAACCGAAAGAGUAUCCACUUGCAGGGCUGGUCGUGUCUGGAAUUGGGUGCAAGAGCCAUAUGCAUGAGUCGCUGAAUUCAAGUCGCAGAAAUGGAGGGUAUAGCCGUGAAAACAGCGGCAGUGACCAAAUAGACGAGCAGCGAACGCAUAUCCGUUUCAAUCCUAAGGUGAAGGAUAGACUGAUGCUUAACUUUCCGCCCAAAGCAAAUGAAGUACUGCUUGUUGACCCAAAAAUCACCUCGUACACAGAGGUCCUUAACAACCCGGUUCCCUUGGGUGAGCUACAUGAUGUUCGCACGACGUGGCAGAGCUACUGGUGCUCGUAUGCCGAGCGGGUUACUGUGCCUUUUCUAUACGCGGUGGGUGACCAGGACGGCUUUUGGGACUCAUCGGAAGAAGGCACCAUGCAAUUCACCGAAGUAUUCCGGACAAAGAGUCCCAAAGUUGAGAAUGUGGUCAUACCUAUGGCGCCUCAUUGUAUGGAGAUGAGCCUGCAGGGAACGGCGUGGCUGUUACGUUGUCUGGGAUUCGCGAUCGAAUGCAGCAUGGGUCAAGCGUUCUGGGGUAGUAGGGAAUAG